Thunnus maccoyii (southern bluefin tuna) is the source of this 2056-nucleotide messenger RNA. Its product is annotated as GRAM domain-containing protein 2A. Gene Ontology annotation, molecular function: phosphatidylinositol-4,5-bisphosphate binding. The record is from RefSeq and is a predicted model, not a curated record. The transcript has 12 exons. The coding region runs from base 148 to 1119 and encodes 323 amino acids. Gene Ontology annotation, biological process: regulation of store-operated calcium entry. Lineage: Eukaryota; Metazoa; Chordata; Actinopteri; Scombriformes; Scombridae. Gene Ontology annotation, cellular component: organelle membrane contact site; endoplasmic reticulum membrane; extrinsic component of cytoplasmic side of plasma membrane.
UGAGCUGCAGCAGCAGCAGCGGACUCUCGGCGGCUGCGGCUCCUCUAGUCGGUAGAUCGGUCGGUCGGUGCUGUUGGACGGACGGACGGACGGUUACCGGACACACUAACACCGCGCUGCUUGUCAGCGGACCUGAUUGAGGACCGCAUGAUUACACACAGGCAGAUAAUAAUGAUGGAGAACUUGGAGCAUAGUGAUGACAUCAGCGUCCUGCCCCCCCAUGAGGUGGAACCACCGAGGGAGGAUGACGCACACUGCCCCCUGCCGUUCAGGCUGCAGCUGAUCGACGACCUGUCCUACGAAGACGUGAAGAAGUGCUACAGAGGAUCAACCGUCAGCAAAUACAACUCUCAGUACCACAAACUGUUCGUGACUGUUCCUAAAGAGGAGAUCCUGAUGAAAGUGUAUUCGUGUGCGUUGCUGAGGGACAUCCUGCUGCAGGGACGACUCUACAUCUCCAGGAACUGGCUCUGUUUCUACGCAAACCUGUUCGGCAAAGACAUCAAGGUCUGUAUACCGGUGGUGUCGGUUCGGCUGGUGAAGAAGCACAAGACGGCUGGCCUGGUGCCAAACGGCCUGGCUAUCACCAUGGAUACCGGGCAGAAGUAUGUGUUUGUGUCCCUGCUGUCCAGAGACAGCGUCUAUGACGUCCUCAGGAGGAUCUGCACUCACCUGCAGGUGAACGGGAAGAGUCUGAGUCUGAAGCAGUACCUGGAGGAGCCCAGCUCUCUGUCUAUGGACGAGUAUCCAGAGGUGUUGAAGUGGAGGAGGAAGCCGUCGCUCCCGGCCGUCUCCUCGUCUCUCCCGGACCUGCUGGGAAACUCCUCCCCCGUCCUCGCCACAGACACGCCCUUCAGCACGCAUACCCUCACCGACAGCAGUCUGGAAACAGAGAAGAUCCUGCUGACAGAACCAGUACCUGAACUGGGUCACAUGGAGUACCAGCUACUGAAACUCUUCAUCCUGCUUGUCUUCAUGCUGGUCCUGUCGUCCUGCUAUCUGGCCUUCAGAGUUUGUCGUCUGGAGCAGCAGCUCAGCUUCCUGAGCAGCCAGCCGACACUGAGAGAGAGGUGUGGAGAGGUGCCCUGCUGGCUGGCCAAUCAGAAGACAGGUACCUGACGCUGAAGCCAAUGAGGGAGUAAAGAAGAAAUCUGCACUUACAUAGACUUCCCAUUAGGAGGAUGGCGGCGGCGGCGGCGACGAGAGGAGACACCUCUGAGGAGGCGAAGAGACGACCGACUGUAGCAGCCGUCAGCAGCUGAACUCUGACCCCGCCGUGACCUGGUCACCAUAGAGACGCCACAAUAGUCAACACAGACCGUAGACUGGCCUACGACCUCUGAGGCCUGAAGAGGUUUAUUAGCGGACAUGUAGAGGUCACGUAGAGGUCAGACGGCUGAAGAAACGACAGCAUGCUGUAACAUAACUGAGAUGUAGACUUUUCCUGUGAAGAAGACUGAAAAUAGUGACGUGUGUGUGUGUGUGUGUGACACUCUUUGCACAAGAUAGUAACUCGUGUGAACAACAUCUUUAUCCUGUGUGACGUGUGAAUUUGUACAACGGCUCUUUCUGAGUCACUGUCCUCUUAACGCUUGAUCGUGUCGCCUCGCGUUUUGCCAAAAUGACAAAAAUGUAAAAAAAAAAUGUGUGAACAAGUUAACGACUUGCUCGAACAAGAUCUUUAUCUUAUGCAAACGAGAUAACUUGUUUGAACAAGACUUCUGAGGUCUCUGUUUAGGAUCACAGGCUUCUUGGGGACAUACAGAAUAUCUGUGACUACACGAAAAAUAGUCAAUGAAGGCUGAUUUAAAUCAAUUGUUGCCUUAAACUUACGAUGUAGCCUCAGAUAUUGUUUUUUUUUUUUUAAAUAAAAUGUAUGUAUAAUUCAAGCCAUUUCUCUGUGAAGUAGAAAUUCUGCCAUCAGAGGAUAAAUCUAUCACUUCCCCUCAAUGUGAACCUGAUUAAUGAGAUUAAUUUGUUUUUACAUUUUCAGUGCCAAAUCUGUGAGUUUUUAUGUUUAUAUGAGGUGAAUCUUAUUAAAGAUCAGCAGAUGAGA